AUGGCACCCAAGGCAAAGCAGAAGCGCAUUCUCGUGCGUCUCGUGUCGAGCGCCCUCACUGGUUUCUUCUACACCACCUCGCGCGCGCGUCUCGGCGACAAGAUCUCGUUCAUGAAGUACGACCCUGUCGUCAAGAAGCACGUCCUCUUCGUCGAGCAAAAAAUCAAGUAG
Messenger RNA from Apiotrichum porosum, 171 nucleotides. RefSeq names its product 39S ribosomal protein L33, mitochondrial (gene MRPL33). Gene Ontology annotation, biological process: translation. The transcript is spliced from 3 exons. Gene Ontology annotation, cellular component: ribosome; mitochondrion. NCBI's taxonomy places the organism in Eukaryota, Fungi, Basidiomycota, Tremellomycetes, Trichosporonales, Trichosporonaceae. Gene Ontology annotation, molecular function: structural constituent of ribosome. The record is from RefSeq and is a predicted model, not a curated record. The coding region runs from base 1 to 171 and encodes 56 amino acids.